GUAGUAUAAAACACUGAAACUAAGUACUUUCCUGUCUGUAUGAUAUUAGGGUGGGUUAAUGGAUUCAUGGUCAAUUAUUAGACAUAAAAGUUCAAUGCAAGUGGUCAUCCCCUGUGACCUUUGUGAGAACCCCACCCAGCAAUUCUGUAACAACUGUCAGAUCAGUCUGUGUGUGACGUGCAUCAGCAAACAUGUGGACAACUUUAAGUACCAACCACAUGACAUCGUUCAUUUCAAUGACAAAAAAAUGGCUUUUCCUGAGUGUGCCACUCACCUCAAACAAAGAUGUGAGGCUUAUGCAAACAAUGUGAGGUUCCAAUUUGCAUGAAAUGCAUGCUUGGUCUCCACAAAAGCCAUGAUGCUGUAGAAUUAUCCAAAAUUAUUGAGAGCAAGAAACAAGAAAUUGAAGAAGAAACUCAGGAAAUUGAAUCCAUCAUUAUUCCUAGCUACAAGGAGAAAAGCAAAACUACAGACGAAAAAUUAUCUAUCACAAUUGGCAAACUUCAUGAGCUGGAAAAAGAGACAGGAAAGAACAGAAAAUUUUGGCACCAAGAAGUAGACACCAUCUUCAAUAAGUUUGACUCUAUGAUGAAAUCCAUUAAAGAAAAUCAUCUGGCUGGUUUAAAAUCCCACCAUUCAAGGCUUAGCAAGCUUAUUCAAGAAAUGACUGAAACAGUUAAAAAAAACAAAAAAAUCCUUUUGUCCAAAACGAUGUCGGCUGUCACUAGCUACAAAUCCAAACUCCACAAAUAUAGGAACAUGCCAACCGACAUUGAUGUCAAACUGCCAUCACUCAAAACAAACACAGCCCAGGGGAGAGAACUGCGAAUAGAAUUAGGAGAACAUCAGGCCAUGCUGACUCAGGGAGCACUCUCUAGUCUGACAGAUAAAUUCUCCUACUCAUUGCCGAGUAAGCUAUUAGACAAAGCCAAGAUGAUUGCUUCUAUUCCAACUCGAGUUAAACCGCUAGGCCAUGUUGCCUGUGUGGGAGUGGAUGAAGCCUGGGUUAGUGGCAUUGAUAAAACCAUUAGGCAUGUUGACAUUCACGGGUCUGGACGGGGCACUGUCACAUGUCAAUACUGGCCUAGUGACAUCACAGUGACCAGACACGGAGAACUGGUGUACAGUGACGUCAACAAAACAGUGAACAUUGUCAGACAAGGGAGAACAGAGACACUGAUCACCACACCACCAGGCUGGAAACCAGACAAACUAUGCUGUACCAAGUUGGGCGACAUACUGGUCAGUAUGUUUACUACUGAUUUUAGCCAAUAUAAAAUAGUUCGUUAUCAGGGGCACACAGUGAGACAGGAAAUAGAUAGAGAUGAGCAUGGACAGUUAAUCUAUAAAGGAGGAGCAUUAACACUCUAUGUGGUAGAGAACAACAAUGGAGACAUCUGUGCCUCUGAUAAUAAUGCUAAAAGCGUGGUUGUGGUGGACAAGUCAAGAAGAGUCCGACUUCGAUACGAUGGUACACCAGCCAGGAGGAAAAAGUCAUUUAAUCCUGCACAUAUAGUGACAGACUCCAUGAGUCACAUCAUUGUCACUGAUAAAAACAAUGCCUGUCUACACAUCCUGGAUCAGAAUGGACAGUUCCUGAGAUGUGUGGACAAUUGUGGACUAGAUAAACCUAAUGGACUGAGUGUGGACAGAGAGGGGAGAUUGUGGGUAGGGUUGCUUAACACAGGAGAAGUCAAAGUGAUUCAGUACAUGACAUAAACUCAGACCAUGAUGUAUAGAUAACAGAGAAUGAUAGGUCUUGUGUAGAUCUUUUGAUACUUAUAAACCUCUCACUUCCUGUGUGACUCAUUGCUUGAUACUUACAAACCUCUCACUUCCUGUGUGACUCAUCGCUUGAUGCUUACAAACCUCUCACUUCCUGUGUGACUCAUUGCUCGAUACUUAUAAACCUCUCACUUCCUGUGUGACUCAUUGCUCGAUACUUAAAAAACCUCUCACUUCCUGUGUGACUCAUCGCUCGAUACUUACAAACCUCUCACUUCCUGUGUGACUCAUCGCUCGAUACUUAUAAACCUCUCACUUCCUGUGUGACUUGUACAUAAGUGUAAUAAUCAUGUACAUGUAUGUAAUCUCUCAAAUUCAUUCAACAUGUAAUUCUAGAAGUAACCCCCACAUCUAACCAAACUAUGCCAUUACUGUCUCAUAAGAAACCACAAUACAUGUAUGCAUAGUUACAUCCACAGUUACAGCAUUUACCCAUUAAAUCAUAUUUCAAGCUUUGCGGUUUAUUACACAAACAAGAGGCGCAUGGGUCGCAUCACUCACCAGAGUCACCUUGGCCCAUAUCUAAAGAUUUUCCCUACAUAUUCACAUGUAAAACUUUUAUCACUAUUGUGGCCCCAACCUACCAUGAUUUUUACAAACUUAAAUCUGCACUAUAUCAGGAAGUUUUCAAGUAAAUGUAAACAUUUCUGACCCAGCGGUUCUUGAAAAGAAGAAUUUUAAAGAUAUUCCCUAUAUAUUUGUAUGUAAAACUUUGAUCCCCUAUUGUGGCCUCAUCCUACCCCCGAGGUUCAUGAUGUUAACAAACUUAAAUCUGCACUAUGUUAGGAAGCUUUCAUGUAAAUGUAAACUUCUCUGGCCCAAUGGUUCUUGAGAAGAUUUUCUCUAUAUAUUUGCAUAUAAACCCCUAUCGUGGCCCCAUAAAACUUGAUCCCCUAUCGUGGCCCUAUCCUACCCUUGGGGAUCAUGGUUUUAAUAAACUUAAAUCUGCACCAUGUCAAGAAGCUUUCAUGUAAAUUUGUAUUUUCCUGGCCCAGUGGUUCUUGAGAUGAUUUUUGAAGAUUUUCCUUAUGUAUUUUGUACGUAAAAAUUUUCCCCCCUAUCACGGGCCCCAUCCUACCCCCGAGGACCAUGAGUUUAACAAACUUGAAUCUGCACUAUGUCAAGAAGUUUUUGUGUAAAUUUCAGCUCUUCUGGCCCAGUGGUUCUUCAGGAAAAGACUUUGCAUUUUUGUGAUUAUCUCCCCUAUGAAAUGGGCACGGUCCUUCAUUUGUACAAACUUAAAAAGCCCUAUACCCAAGGAUAUUUUUGCCAGGUUUGGUUGAAAUUGGCUCAGUGGUUCUGGAGAAGUCAAAAAUGCAAAAAGUUUACAGACAGAGAGACGACAGACAGCAGGCGAUCAGAAAAGCUCACUUGAGCUUUCAGCACAGGUGAGCUAAAAGAGAGUACUCUCCCCUUCCCCUGCUGGAGAAAAUGGCGACAGCACAGACAGAACUCUUUUGGUUACAGAACCCGUCAAAGCCAGUAUCAAGCAGUCUGAGCCUGCAUCCAAUGUUUGUAUGGAGAAGGCAGUAAAUGUUAAAGCAUGAAUAUAAUUCGAUAUUGUAUAAAAUGUAGUAAAUAUAAGCAUUCAAGAAUUGUUACUUUUCUUACAUUGCAAAUAACAUGAAAAUUAUUAGACAAUCACAGCUUGUGGUGGAGCCCAUCACAAAGAUUUAUCACAUUCUCAUUAAAACUCCUUGUGACUGGUCAAAUCUACCUUACAUUAUUUAAUUUGUCUGCACACCUACACACUAUUUCAUGUUAUUUAAUUUGUCUACACACCUACACACUAUUUCAUGUUAUUUAAUUUGUCUACACACCUACACACUAUUUCAUGUUAGGGCUGUUCCAGAAAUGAUCAAAUGGGGGGGUCGGGCGGCAAACGAUAUUUUUUAGUGUGGGUGUUCGUAUUUUUUCAUAUUUUAUUUGGUCCGUGGUUGGACUGUUAAAAAUUUUUUUAUUAUGGGUAGUGGGUAGUUUCUAUUGUUUUUUAAUUUUGUGCCACGUGGGUGUUGAGUUUUCAGAAUAUUUUUAUUGUCGCUCUUGUCGUGUUGGUUACAAAACGUCGGAGGGAAAAUUGAAAACGUGCUUUCGAAAUCGGAAGUAACAUAGAACUAUUCAAGUUGUCGCUCUUUGUAGCGCAUAACUUUCUAUUUCCAUUAGGGCACUCUUCAAAUUAGAGGCGCGUUUAAUAGGGUCCCUUGGGACGUAAUGGUGGCGAACUCUGUAGAUUAUUACAGUUUACAGUGCAUCGAUCUUGGGAAUAUUUUGAAAUCAAUAGGUAUUCCGUUUUCUAAUAAAAAUAGGCAAACCUUGGUUGAUUUAUGCGAGGGUAUGCGUUAUAUUUAUCAGUCAGUGUGAUGGUGAUAUAGAGGCCUCCAUUAGAAGACGAACGAUUCGUGGAAAAACAUAUCCAUACCCAUUUCAUGAUAAUAGCAUCGCUUGGACUCCCAAUCUUUCCAACAUUCCCGCCAUAGAUGCCUUUGAUUAUUGAUGUGACAUCAUUUCUUCAGAACUACUGUGAUACAAUGUCGCACAGGCAUUACCGCGUCAUUGACUACUAGAAUGUUUGUCCCGAAAACCUCGCGAGAUUUGUAGUGUUUUCAUUUUUUAAAAAUAUUUUUGUGGUGGGUCUGGUUAGGUUUUUUUUUUUAAUUAGAUGGGUCAUUGUAAAAUGAGUUUUAUCAAUUUGAUGGGUCAUGGGGCAAUUUUUUUAUUUUUUUUUAUGGGUGCUUGGUAUAUACAAAAGGUGCCUCCCGACCCCCCCCCCCCCACCCCCAUGUAUUUAUUUAUGGAAUAGCCCUUAUUCAAUUUGUCUACACACCUACACACUAUUUCAUGUUAUUUAAUUUGUCUACACACCUACACACUAUUUCAUGUUAUUUAAUUUGUCCAUAAACCAUUCUAUGUUACAUGUAGCAGUACACACUAUUACCUGUUAUUUAAUUUGUCUGUACAUUCUAUGCUACAUGUAGCAACAAAAGAUGUAAAGAAUCAUCCAAUGCUUUAGUAUCUUUUCUUUCAGACCCCAAAAAAUUAAUGAAUAGUUUCUCAGGCCUAACAUUUCAAAUUUUGAUGAGGGAGGCUUUCUUUUUUUACUUGGCUGUAGCAUGAGUUAUCUUUCCUUUCUAUAUUGACUGUAGCAUGAGUUAUCUUUUCAUUCUUAUGUACAUGGCAGUGAUUUUUCUACAAUUUUUACAAGGGUCCUGUGGCUUUCGAAUUGGGAAAAAUUGUCGACAUUUCUGUCAAAUUGGGAAAAAUCAAUUUUAUCGUAAUUAAGUUUUAAAAUCAUAUCAAAUAUAUUAUCUUUAUUUUACACAUCUAAUUUACUUUAACCUUUUAAAAUUUUCAACUAUGCUAUCCAAUUAAAUCAUCAUUCCCUAACUCUUUGUUAAGUCUUAUGUAUAUAAUUCACAUCGAAUCUUUACUUUUUUCAAAUACGUUUUCUUAUUGGGAAAAAUGCAGGCUAAAGUGAGAAAAAAUUUGCAAUUUUAAGGAGGGGAAAGGGCCAAAAUUCAGACCCAAAAUGGGCCUAAAAAAAUCACUGCAUGUGUUUAUAUAGAGUAAGCAAUGGAAUUUUUAUUUGUUUAUAAAAAAUAGCCCCACAUUACCUACUUACUAUUAAGUGGAUACCAUUACUCUUUUAAACAUUUGCACAUAAGGCCACAUCAAAUCGAUUCUCUGGUUCUCAGACAAUUGUUUUUCAAAAAAUGGGGAGGUAGGUAGGGGGUUUAGUUUUUCAGUUUAUCUCCAUGUCACAAAUGGGUAGGGAUUUUUUGUCUGUGGUUUUUUUGUGUUGUGAAGAAAGUUAGAGUUUUGCAAAUGGUAUUCAACACCGUAUAGCUUCUUUUCAUUCUGCUUCUUGUCUUGUUUUAUAUGUAUGUCAUGCUUUUAUAUUGUAGAUCUUUAUGCAAAUAAAGUGAAUACAAAAUAGUACGUUUUUUAUCAUUCUAUUCAAGUAUACCAAAAAACUACUUCCUGUAAAUGUUUGGCAUGGUCAUGAAUUGUAAAAGAAUUGUAAAUAAAAUGUAUAAACUGCUGAAGAAACCUUAUCGCUGUCAGCCGUUUUGUUUCGACCUACGAAAAUGUCGUACUUCAACUCAGCCUUGCUUUCAUCAAUUUGUUCCUCCAGUUUCAAUUUCUUUAAAUUCACCGCCCAGAAGUUUCUUGCAAACGUAUCAACUGUCAAGGACGAGUCUACCGGUAUAAUUGUCCAUGGAACAAUCUGUUUUGAGUUAAAAAUCUCAAUGCUUACAAGAACUGUUUCUGUCGCCAUAUUGUUUAC
This is a messenger RNA of Ostrea edulis (European flat oyster), 6070 nucleotides long. RefSeq lists its product as uncharacterized. Bases 325 to 1719 code for a protein of 464 amino acids. NCBI's taxonomy places the organism in Eukaryota, Metazoa, Mollusca, Bivalvia, Ostreida, Ostreidae. The transcript has 2 exons. The record is from RefSeq and is a predicted model, not a curated record.